Messenger RNA from Closterium sp. Naga37s-1, 8295 nucleotides. NCBI's taxonomy places the organism in Eukaryota, Viridiplantae, Streptophyta, Zygnematophyceae, Desmidiales, Closteriaceae. The record is from the annotation of a GenBank genome assembly.
AUGUAUCCGAAUCUUGGCGAGAAAUGGCGAGAGGAAAGCGAAAUGGAUACGGACGAGGACGAAGCAGAUGACGAACAGGAGGAAGAGGAGGACGAGGAGGACGAGGAGGAGGAAGAGGGGGAAGAAGAGGUGGACGACAAGACGGAAGGGACCGGCAAGCCGGAUGAGGCGGGUGAAAAGCGUGUCUUUAACGUGCCCACUCCAGCUCCCGGCACGUGGACCCCCGUAACCUUGGGAACGCCGGGAGGAAAUUCCUUCCGCGUGACGCUAAUCGACGAUGCUUCUAACGAGGUGUCGCCGUGGCACGACGUGCCUCUGCAUUCUUCCAACGGAACCUUCAACGCCGUCUGCCUCACUCCCAAGGGCUGCCAGGACGACUACGAGGUCGCCGUUCGCGAACGCCUCGCGCCGCUGCGAAUGCGGUUACGCAAUAACAAACCCAUGCGCUUCGCCGACCCGAUCCCGUGGAACUUCGGCGUGUUCCCGCAAACCUGGGCCGACUCGUCCACGCGCUGCCCGGAAUUCGGGAACCUGCCCUUAGACGACAGUCCCGUGGAGUUAAUCGACAUAGGUAGCCAGGUCCGGCAGUUAGGCGAGGCCUACGCGGUCGAGCCGCUAGCGGCGUUUGUGCUGGUGGAUCCGCGCGGGUUCCAGCUUUCGUGGAAGGUGGUGGGGAUUGCGACGGACGACCCGUCGGGGUUUCAGGACCUGAGCGACGAGAAUGUGGCGGGAAUUGUUCAGACGCUUCUGGACUGCAUUCGCGACUGGCUGCGCGCGGGACGGCAUUGUGGAGGUGAAAAGACCAAAGUGUUGACGCUAAGCCAGGGCAAGGCCGGGCAAGACAAGGUUAUGGAAAUCGUCGCUCAGGCGCACGCAGCGUGGCAGCUGCUGCGUAGCGGGGCAGCUGAUAACGAGGAUAUGGGCGACCUGCUGCUCUCCCCGAACCUGCUGCACCGGAAGCCCCAGUCCGGACCUGCGGUUCGGAUCUUCGCCGAGUCGUACGCGACAGAUUCGGCGAAUAAGGACAAGGCGGUGAUUGACGAGCAGGAUAUUAAGACGCUCGUGGCGCCAGUAGACAGGGGCGCAGGCGGAGGCGGAGGGGGAGGCAGAGGGGGAGGAGGGGGAGGAGGGGGAGGCGGCGGAGGAGGGUUCGGAUUCCGCAGUGUGCGGGGCGCGGGGUCGAAGAAACCGGGCGGCAGCGGGCAGGCAGGGCUGAAAAAGCUGGGCGGCAGCCAGACGGUCAGCCGGUUUCUCGGGCGGCUGCGGCGGCCGUCCCAGGCGUUUGGCAGCGACGCUCUGGGGGGACUAGACCUUUCCGCUAUUCAGCAGACGGUCUUUGACAAUCCCCAAAUCUAUAAAAUCUCUAAAGAUUCUCCGAAAUCUCCGAAUUCUCGGGACUCUCGGGACUCUGAGGGUUUGGCGGGUAGAAAGCGGCCGUCCCAGGCGUUCGGGAGCGACGCGCUGGGGGGAAUGGACCUAUCUGGCUUGCAGCAGCAGCAGCAGCAGCAGCAGCAGCAGGUGGAUUCCGCGGGAGAUUUAGCAGCAGAGGCGGCGGCAGGGCGGCGGGGAGGUGAUGGGGGGAUUGGCGAGGGGGGAAGUGGUGAGGGGGGGUAUGGUGAGCGGGGGAAUCGGGAGGAAUGGGGUGGAGAAGCGGGGAAUGGGGAGGAUGAGGGGGAGGUAGGGGCGGCGCUGUCCCAGGGGGGUCUGAGGUCUAGGAGUUUCAACUCCGUGUAUGCGCCCUCCUUUGAUUCCGCCUAUCCGCCCUCCUUUUCCGCCCAGGACCAGCUAAACAUGCGCCUUGACGGGCUGGGGGAAGGGGGGUUGGCGCAAAGGGGGGCGCAGGGGGAGCCGCAGGGGGAGCCGCAGGGGGGGGCGCAGGGGGGCGCGAGCAUGGCGUUUGGCCGGACCCGCAGUGCAGGGUCCGCGGAAGGGGGAAAAGCAGGGGGAGUGGUGCCUAUAGGAGGGGCGGGCGGGGCGGGCAGGGCGGAAGGGAAUUCAGCAGGCCAGUCGUUGUCCGCGUUAUCAUCCUCCCAGUCCCGUUAUAGGGCGUGGCGGAACCUCCUAGUGGACGUGCACCUUGGGGGGAGAUCCAAGGGGGGCGGAAACGAGGGGGGGGGAUUCCUUGCAGAAGGGGCAGGGGCGGGCGCAGGCAUAGGGGCGGGCGCAGGGGCAGCAGGGGGAGCCUUUGGUCCUCCGUCCUCCUCCUCCUCCGCCUCUACCCCCUCCCCCCUCCCCUUCCCCCCGCUGCCCCCUUCCGCCCCCCUCUCCGCGUCCUAUAACGGCCGCCCCACUCCCCCCGCCUGUGGAGAAUCCCUAGAGGAGGUUCCGCGGAGCAGGUCUACCCCCCCAGGCGCCCCCCUUUCCGCCCCUGGGGGGGCGGGCAGGGCGGGCGGGGGAAGCGGAUGGGCGGUCAGACGGAGCCUGCGCCACAGCAGGAGCCACAGCUUCUCGGAAGCUUCCCAGGAUGGGGGGGGAGUGGGGGGAGGCGCGCGGAGGGAGGGGGGCGGGGGUGGGGGCGGGGCAGGGGGUGAAGGGGAGGGAGUGAGGAGGGCAGGGGGGAGCGUGCGUGGGGCGUUCGGGGAAGGCCUCAGGGGGAGUGGGGGAGGCUGCGGCGGAAGUGGGGGGUGGGGGGGAAGUGGUGGGUGGGGUGGGACUGCUGGGGGUAGCAGCGGGGGCGGGGGAGGGGGAUAUGGCGGAACAGGCUGGUUUUCCGCCCCGUAUGGGAGCAUUGGCGGAGAUAUUGGCAGCACCAGCGGAAGGAGCAGCAGCAGCAGCCUCAGCAGUAGAGACGGGGGAAGAGAGGGAAGGGAAGGGCGCGAGGGGAGGGAGUCGAGGGAGGGGCGUGAGGGGAGGGAGGGGAGGGAAGGGAGGGAGGCGAGGGAGAGUAGGAGGUCACUUAGUAUGGUGCUAGAGCCGAUCCAAGGCACCCCCAACACAAGCCCUCUACCCGUGGACUCUCUUCCCCUCUCCGCCUUUGCUUCCGCCCUCCCCCCUCCGCCCCUUUCCGCCUUCGCCUCCCCCUCAGGGGCCACCACGCCCCCCUAUGCCAACCGCUCCCCCCGAUCCAGCCCGCUUUCCCGCUCCUCCCGCGCGCACUCCCACCUUCCCCCCAUUCCCCUGCCUUCCCCCGGGCUCUCCCCCGGACUUCCCCCUGGGCUUCCCCCUGUCAUUCCGCCCACGCACAGCGGGAGCAGCGGGGGGAAGAGCCCCCUGAUGAGCCCCCGCGCGCUUCUCUGCGCCAGCAGCCCGGCCACCAGCAACAGCCCCCCUGGGUUCAGCCCUGGUGACGAGCUAAGUGCUGGCGGAAUGCUAAGCGCCAGUGGGAGCAGUGGUGCGCGUGGUGGGAGUGGUGGGAGCGGUGGGAGCAGCAGGAGCAGCAGCAGAGCGGGAUCCGUGAGGGGAAGCAGCAGUGGCGGAGGGGGGCUGUUCGGGGGACUGAUAAGCGGGGGGAAGAGGCUGGGUGGGAGUGUGCGGGAGAGGACUCGGCACGCUAGGAGGCACUCUGUGGGUGCUGUUGCUGCUGUGCCCCUUCUCUCCCCUAUUACUCGAGGCCUUUUCUCCGUUCCUAAACAGAGAGCGGCGGAGGAGGAGGAGGAGGAGGAGGAGGAGGAGGAGGAGGAGGAGGAGGAGGAGGAGGAGGAGGAGGAGGAGGAGGAGGAGGAGGAGGAGGAGGAGGAGGAGGAGGAGGAGGAGGCGGGUCGGUGGCGGGGGACAGCAGGAGCAGCAGGAGCAGGAGGGGUGGGAGGAGGGGUGGGAGAAGGAGGGGCCGUAGGAGGGGCCGUAGGAGGGGCCGUAGGAGGGGCUGUAGGAGGGGCCGUAGGAGGGGCCGUAGGAGGGGUAACGGGGGUUACUGGUGGGAGCAGUGGGGGCCAGCCCACGCCAUCCCCGUCCGCUGCCCCUCCCCCGCUGCCGCCCUCCAGCUCUCUCUCCUUCUCCUCCUCCCGCUUCCUCUGGAAAAACAAGACGCCGCCGCUCCACCACAACCACCACCGCCACCGCAGCACCACCAACGAGGAUUUCCGGUCGUUCCACCACUCGUUACAGUCACCCUCGUUACAGUCCCAGCCUCAGUCGCAAACCUCGUCUGCCGCCCAUUCUCCUGCCGCUUGGUCCCCUGCUGCUCGCCCCGUGCCUGUGCGCUCCUUAUCCGCCCACUCAAUGUCAGCUGCUCGCUCCUUGUGCGCCCACUCCUCCACUGGCCCCUCCCCUGCUUCCAGCACUGGCUCUGCUGCAUGCGGGGACGGUUUCGAGGCGGAAAUGCCAGGUGGAGAGUGGUUGGAAGGGGUGCAGGUGGCUGAUCACCGGUCAGAUAAGCAACAAGAGUCUGAGAACGUGUUUCAGCAGUUUCACCUGCAGUUGCAGCUAGAGCAGGUUCAGCAGCAGCAGCAGCAGCAGCAGCAGCAGCAGCAGCAGCAGCAGCAGCAGCAGCAGCAGCAGCAGCAGCAGCAGCAGCAGCAGCAGCAGCAGCAGCAGCAGCAGCAGCAACAGAACCCCCAGCAGCCCCAGCAGCAACAGCAGCAGCAGGCAGAGCAAAAGCCGCGGCGGCACCGGCGCCUCAUGUCUCUCCCCAGCACUCCAGACAUGAAAGGCCUCCGAAUCCUCCCCCUCCCCCUCCCCUUCACCAAACACCGCUCUCCCUCCCCUCAUCGCCGCUCCCCCUCCCCUCCGCCUGCCCACCCCCUACCCACGGUGCCUCACCCGCCUGUUUCCCCCCGCGUUGCCGAACCGGACGCGUCAGGUGCGGAGGCAGGCUCGCACGGAGGUUCGGGUGCUGGAUCAGGCUCGGGAGGCGGGGUGUGGCCGUGGUCCCGGCCGUCAGUGAAGCUUCGGCUCCCAACCAUGCGGUCAGGCCGCAAGGGAAGGGAUGGGCGAGGGGAUGGGGUGGGAGAGGAGGGGGGAGCGAAGGCGGGAGAUGGUGGGGGAGAGGUUGGGGGGGAUAGUGGAAGGGAAUGGGGGAGAGAAGGGAUAGAAGGAUGGGGUGAAGGAGGGGAGAGAAGGGGUUCUCUGGAUGCUUUUCAAGCAUCUGCCAGUGCUGUGGCUGCUGCACGUGCAACUGCUGCUGCUUCUGCUGCUGCUUCUGCUGCUGCACAUUCUGUCAAAUCUCCGACCUGCAUUUUAUCUGCUGGGAUGGCUGGCACACUUCAUGCCCCUCCCCCUCCCCUUGCCUCCUCCCCUUCCCGUCACCCUCCAAAACUCCCCUCCCCUUCCCUUACCCGCUCCCUAUCCCCACACCCGCCACGACCCCCCUCCCCCCUUCUCCCUCGCACGCCCUCUGCUCCUCUUACCCAUACCCCCUCUCCUCCUCGUCCUCACCACACCCCGUCUCAUCCUCCCCGCACCCCCUCUCCUCCUCCUGCCCACGACUCUUCUCCCCCGCUUCCCCACAGUGCCUCUCCUCCCCCCCGCGAUGCCUCCCCGCCCCUCAACUCCCCCCAUCGCGCCCAAAGCGCCGCCCGAUCCUUCCUGUUACAGGAGCUCGGGGCUUCUGAUGAGGCUGGGAAGGGGGGUGAGGCAGCGGGUGUUGGUACGACCACAGUUGAUGCUGUUACAGUUGGAUUAGUCGGAGGGGAAGCAGAGGAAGUGGAAGGGAGUGGAGGAGUAGAAGAGGCAGUAGAGGCGGUGGGAGAAGGCGAGAUGGAUCAUCUUUUGUCGCGUUUCCACCGCCGCGAGGGGAGAGACUGGUCGCCACAGAUGGGCAGGGAGGGAAGGGACUGGUCCCCUCCUGCGUCGCAGCCGAGGAAGGAGCUUUCAGGCAGCAGUGUGGCGCAGCGGCACGCUUCUCUCUUUGCUCUUCCUGGCACUGCUGCUGCUGCUGCUGCUUCUCUGGACGAUGGUGCGUCUUCUAAAGACCGGAAGGGCUCGUUCGGAAACCGCAGUGGUUCGUUCGUGGAGCGGAGUGAGAGGAUGGAGAAGGAUGAGGAAUCAUCUAGAGACCUCGGUGGGUCGACCAGAGGCCGGAGCAGAUCGUCCCGAGAUCUCACUGGCUCGUCUGCCAAGCCUGGUGGCUGGUCCGGGGAGCGGAGCGGUUCGUUCAAGCACCGGGAGCGGUACGGCGCGGCGGGUCAUGCGGAGAGGAGGCAGUCGUUUUCUGAGCAAGGCGAGCGAGGGCAGUCUUUCAAUGGCCGCACCCGCACCCCGCCGCGCGUGCCUGCCUCCCCUGCUGCUGCUGCUGCUGCCGCCGCCGCCGCUGCUGUUGCUUCUGUUGCUGCGGACCAGAAGGAGUCUGGAGGGGGUGGGAGGGAGGCGGGAGGUCGAGCUAGUGUAGACGUUUGGAAUAGUCCGGGCUCAAGGGAAGAAAGGAGGGAGAGUGGAGGGCGGGGUAGGCAGAGCAAGAGCAGUGUUGCGAGCCGCGGGAGUGAAGGGAAGGAGUUAUGGGGUGUGUGGGACAGUGACAAGGGUGGACAGAGGGGUGGAGAGGGAUAUGGGCAGAGAGAGGGGGUAGUGAGUAGGCAGCGGGUUGAACUGGGUCGGAGGGAGAUGGAGGAGGAAAACAAGAAGGAAGCUGAGGAGGAUGAGGAAGAAGGAGAAGAGGAAGAGGACGACGAGGAGGAAGAGGAGGACGAGGAGGAAGAGGAGGGGGAAGAGGAGGAGGAAGAAGAGGAAGAAGAGGAAGAAGAAGAGGAGGAGGGGGAGGAGGAGGAAGAAGAAGAAGAUGAAGAGGAAGAGGAAGAGGAAGACGAGGAGGAUGAUGAGGAGGAGGAAGAAGAGGAGGAAGAAGAAGAUUAUACCGAGGGGGAAGAGGACGACGAAGAUGGCGUCAUCACGGGCGUGCCGGACUGGGCUUGGCGCGCAGUGUUCCUCGCGUCGAUGACAGCCGUCGGAUCGUUCACGAUGCUCAUCGACAGCGGGCACGCGUUCGGGUCCAAGCCCCCGUCGGUGGGCGACGAUCCGGGUCUCGCGCUCAUUCUACCCAUCGCCGCCGGGCUGCUCUGCGGCUUCGGAUCGCAGCUCGGCAGCGGGUGCACUUCCGGCCAUGGCGUGUGCGGCUUGCCACGCUUCUCGCUGCGCAGCGCCGUCGCUGUGGGCACCUUUAUGGCUACAGGCGCCGCUACAUCCAUGACCCUUGGCGCCAUUGCCACCGGUUCUACAGCCGCGAACCGCCCCCCCGGCGAGCCCAUCCCAGCCACCAACACGUGGCUGCUCGUGUUGGCGGUUUGUGCUUCAGCCGUGGGAGCUAUUAUCGCGUACAGAUGCCCGUACUGUAACGAGUUUCUUGAUAGCGGAGCUGCUGGUGGUGCUGCUAGUGGGGCUGCUGGUGGGGCUGCUGGUGGGGCUGCUGGGGAGUCGGCGUCGCUUGCAAAGGAUGCUGCCAAACCAGCCUGCUCCAGUGGGGCUUGCUCCCUCUCGUCCUCUGCGCCCUCCUCCUCCUGCUGCUGUUCUGCGCUGCUCCAUCCCGUCAACGUGCUCCGAGCGUCACUCAUCACAGGAGCCAUCUUUGGCAUCGGCCUCUCGCUCAGCGGCAUGUGCAACCCGUACAAAGUAAAGGACUUUCUAGACCCAGUGCACGGGUGGGACCCCAGUCUCGCCUUUGUGAUGGGCGGUGCCGUGGUAGUCAACGCCAUCACCUUCCGCUUCAUUCUCGCGCGCCCCAACCCGCUCUUUGAAGCCAAGUUCUUCGUCCCCUCGAGCAAUGACAUCACCUGGGAGCUCGUGGUUGGGUCGGCGAUCUUUGGCAUCGGUGCCGGUGAUUGCAUGGGUGUCUUCUCUAGUUGUCGGCAUGGGCUUGUAUCAGCUCUUUAUGAAGCUGCUAAAGCGGUCCGAUGGCACGCGUUUCAGCUCAACCCCAAGGCGUCAAAGGAAGGCGUGAGCAAGCUCGACCUCUACCGCUCUCUCUUCGGCGACCGAAUGCCGGCCAUAUCCGCGCGCAUGACAUCCGUGUUCGAGGAGCUCGGUCUCAAAUACAGCCUGGGCGGGCUCACAGGCAACACGUUGGACAGCCAUCGGCUGAUCGCGCUGGCAGGGAUGAGGGACAGGGAGAAGGGCGGUGAGCCGGCCGGCUCCUCUCUGCAGCACCGAGUGGUGGAGGAGCUGUUUCUGGAUUACUUCACUCGAGAGAAGUUUAUCGGCGACAGACAAGUGCUAGUGGCAGCAGCUAAAAGGGCCGGCUUGCAAGGAGCAGCAGAGUGGCUUGACAGCCCACAGUCAGGCUUGCAAGAGGUGGAGGCUGAAUUACAACGCUAUCGACCUCGAGUAUCAGGCGUCCCACAUUUCAUUAUUGGUGGGCAGGAGUUUUCAGGUGCUCAGCCCCCUGCUGUUCUGCUUGAAGCUCUCAAAUCUGCAGCAUCUGCCACGUAG